AGGAAUCCAACCAGCCAACAGCAAGGCUAGUUCUGUCAUUAAAAAAAUAUUUAAGAUGGUCUUAGCUGCCUCUCUCUCUCACUUGUUGUCUUUCUAUCCUUUCUAUGCAUCUCUUCUCUUUCUCUAAUCCUCUGCUUCUUCUUUUCAAGAAAAAACCCUAACUUUCUUUUCAUUUUUCAGGAAAUCAGAUAAAAAUAGAAAUAAAAGAUGCAUUCUUCUUGAUGUUACUGAAAUCUUAAGAAACCCAAAAAGAGAGUGGCUUUGGUUUUUGAUCUCUCAAUCAAUAUGGCAAACAGUACGGACGCCAAGGAUGCGGCUAUGGCAAAGGUCAGGCCAGGUCACAAACGAGAGUUUGAGUUUGCUUUCAGAGCCCGCUCUGAGAUCCGUGGGUAUCUGGGCCGGACACGGUCAUCUCGGGUCUUCUCGUCUCCAGGUAACAAUGGAAGUAACAGUUAUAAUGGAAAGAAGUUGAAGGGGUAUGGAAUUAAAAAGGUUUGUCAGUUAGAGAAAGCUGAAAAGGUUGAUGUUGUUGAUUUGGAGGAGGCAAAGGUUGAGUCUGUGACUCCUUUGUUGAGCAAGAAUGGCGAUGCGGGGAUUGUGGAAGUGAAGGAAAUUGAAGAAGCGAAGGAAAAAGUGGUUGAAUGUGAAGAAAGGAAUAAAGGGUCGCUGCUGAUUCUGGACAAGGAUUUGAAAGAGGAGGGUGAUUUGUGUGAGGAAAGGAAUAACGGGUUAGUGACAGUUUUGAUGGAUGUAGAGAUGGAAGAAAAUGAGGUUUUAGGAAGCAAGAGUGGUGUUGAAGUAAAGGAGGGUUACAAGGAUCAUCCAUGUGAGGAAGGGAUUAGUGGGCUAGUUUUGAUGGAUGAAGAUUCAAAUGCGAUAGUGAAUAGGGCUUUUGAGAGAAAGAAUGAUUGUGAAUUGAAGAAGGAUGAUGCACGCGAGGAAGGGACAAGUGGGCUAUCCUCGGUUUUGGUUAAAAAUGGUGAGGGAGGAGAUGUUAACAACUCAUUGCAUCCAGUUGUAGUUGAUGGUGAUAUUAAAUGUAAGGUUGAAGCGGAAAAACCUUUUAGGAGGUUUACCAGGUCAGCAUUGAAGCCGAAGAUAGAGACUGUGGAUAUAUCUUCCUCUGAUGGGGUUAAAGUUGAUGACAGAGGCAGUUCAUCUGCUGCUGCUGCUACCACCACCACCACCACACCUACGAAGAUGUUCAGCAUUGAUGGGUCAAAGAAGUUUCCAACAAAGUUGAAGGAUCUUCUUGAUUCAGGUAUACUUGAGGGACAGAAGGUGAAGUAUUUGCGCGGUGCCAAGGUAAGAGGACCUGGAGAGAAAGGGUUGCAUGGGAUGGUCAGGGAAUCGGGAAUUUUGUGUUUCUGUGAUGAUUGCAAGGGAAAAGAAGUUGUCACUCCUGCUAUUUUUGUGCUGCAUGCGGGCAGUUCAAACAAGCGUCCACCAGAGUAUAUUUGCCUGGAGAAUGGAAAUACACUCUGUGAUGUAAUGAACGCAUGCAAGAAUUCUUCGUUGGAUACUUUGGAUGAAGCUAUUCGGCUUUCUACCGGGUUUUCACCUUCAAAGAAAUCUAAUUUCUGUUUGAACUGCAGAGGGUCAAUUACAGGGGCUGGCUCUAGGAAAUCAAAGGUAUUGUGUAGUCAAUGCUUCGGAUUGAAAGAUUUUCAAGCUAGCUCUGCACCAAAAACAGCUAAAAAAGAACGAACAGCAAAACCACAUUCAGUUCCAGAGUCCUCUUGCAAUUUGUUGAAGUCUAGCCUGUCAGGAAGCAAGAGUCAAGGGAGAGUUACAAAAAAAGAUAUUCGAACACAUAAGCUGGUUUUUGAAGAAGAGGUCUUGCCAGAUGGAACCGAAGUUGGAUAUUACUGCCAGGGAAAGAAAUUGCUGGCAGGCUACAAGAAGGGAUUUGGCAUUUUCUGCUCAUGCUGCAAUUCUGAGGUUAGCCCAUCUCAAUUUGAAGCUCAUGCUGGUUGGGCAUCGCGUCGAAAGCCUUACCUGAACAUUUACACAUCCAAUGGGGUGUCUCUUCAUGAAUUAGCAAUAUCUCUAUCAAAAGGUCGGAGGCACUCUAUCAAGGAGAAUGAUGACCUAUGCCAGAUCUGUAGAGAUGGUGGGAAACUUUUGUGUUGUGAUGUAUGCCCAAGAGCUUUUCACCAAGAAUGUCUUUCUCUACCUUCAAUUCCUAGGGGUAAAUGGUACUGCAAAUAUUGCCUGAAUACUUUUGAGAAAGAAAAAUUUGUGGAGCGUAAUGCCAAUGCUAUAGCAGCAGGAAGGGUUGCAGGAGUUGAUCCCAUAGAACAGAUAACCAGACGAUGCAUUCGUAUUGUUAAAACUUUUGAGGCUGAAGUUGGUGGAUGUGUUUUCUGCAGAGGUCAUGAUUUUGAAAGAACGUUUGGUCCUCGCACUGUGAUUAUUUGUGAUCAGUGUGAGAAGGAGUUCCAUGUUGGCUGUUUAAAGGAACAUAAGAUGCAAGAUCUGAAGGAGUUGCCAAAGGGAAAGUGGUUCUGUUGCACAGGGUGUGAAAGAAUUCAUUCUGCUUUGCAGAAAUUGGUUAUUCGUGGGGAAGAGAAGCUUCCAGAUUCUUCCCUGAAUUUUAUAAAGAAGCAUGAAGAAAGUGCCUCGGAGAGUGGUUGCAGUGAUGAUGUAAGAUGGAGGCUUCUUAGUAAGAAAACAGAUUCUUCUGAUGUUACUGAAGCCCUACUGUCCGACGCUGUCGCCAUUUUCCAUGAGUGCUUUGAUCCAAUAACUGUGGAUAAAUCCAAACGUAGACGUGAUGACCAUGACUUCAUCCCAUCCAUGGUUAAAGGCGGGAACAUGAAAGGGCAGGAUCUAGGUGGCAUGUAUUGUGCUGUAUUGCUGGUUAACCAUGUGGUAGUGUCAGUGGCAGUUGUUAGAAUUUUUGGCCAGGAAUUGGCUGAGCUGCCUAUAGUUGCAACUAGUAGCAGAUGGCAAGGACAGGGUUAUUUUCAGACCUUGUUUACUUGCAUUGAGAAGCUACUUGGAUUUCUCAAUGUGAAGAAUCUUGUACUUCCUGCAGCUGAAGAAGUCGGAUCUAUUUGGAAAAACAAAUUCGGGUUUGGUGCGAUAACUCAAGAUGAGCUGAUGGAAUACAGGAGAAGGUAUCAGAUAAUGGUGUUUCAAGGGGCAUUAAUGCUGCAAAAGCCAGUCCCCAAGUGCCGAAUUGUAGGUAAAUCAGAGGGCGGCUGAAAGCCAGAUACUUUUUAAUUGAAGAAGUGGGAAAGCAAUUUUUUGGACAGCAGCCUUUUCCUUUGUGUACAGGAGGAUCUUUAGUAGGCAUUUGUGUACAGUAAAACGUCCUUUCCAUGUUAAUAGUUGGAGCCCACGGGCUGUUAUAAUUCUUUUUGUAGAAUUGAAGGGAAAGAAAGGAGGAUUUUAGACGGUUGAUUAGAUAUACAAAAGUAGGGAGCAGCGGGGGUGCUCACGCAUUAAUCAA
This is a messenger RNA of Populus trichocarpa (black cottonwood), 3457 nucleotides long. RefSeq lists its product as uncharacterized. The transcript is spliced from 18 exons. Bases 286 to 3210 code for a protein of 974 amino acids. The record is from RefSeq and is a predicted model, not a curated record. NCBI's taxonomy places the organism in Eukaryota, Viridiplantae, Streptophyta, Magnoliopsida, Malpighiales, Salicaceae. Gene Ontology annotation, molecular function: acyltransferase activity, transferring groups other than amino-acyl groups.